This is a messenger RNA of Suillus clintonianus, 698 nucleotides long. RefSeq lists its product as uncharacterized. The coding region runs from base 187 to 621 and encodes 144 amino acids. Lineage: Eukaryota; Fungi; Basidiomycota; Agaricomycetes; Boletales; Suillaceae. The transcript has a single exon. The record is from RefSeq and is a predicted model, not a curated record.
GAUGGCACUUGCAUCGUGACCGGUUCGAAGGAUAAGAUUGUCUGGCUGUGGGAUGCAGCGACAGGACAGCCAGUUGGCGAGCCCUUCCAUGGGCACAUUGGCUCAGUUACCUCAGUCUCGUUCUCGCCGGAUGGCACUCGCAUCGUGACCGGUUCGGACGAUACCACUGUCCGGCUGUGGGAUGUAAUGACGAGGCACCCAUUGCAGCAGUAUCCAGAGAAGAUUCAUUCAGCAUUAUCAGAUGAAUGUUGUAUCAUGCAUCCCAUCGAGGCCACCGCUGCCACGACAAGCCACACUUGGAACAGUAACCCAAUCCGCUUCUCGUCCAACUCUACCCAUGCGCUGUGCGACUCUUCGGAAUUGACGGAGGGAGCAUCUCAUGAUGAAACUCGCUUCACCUUCCCCUUCCUGAUUGAUUAUUACUUCAGGCCGACCCCCUUUCUGAUGGCUGAUGAUGGAUGGAUUGUAGGACCCAAACAUCGGCUCUUUUUCUGGGUACCACCCGCUUCUCGACACCCAUUUUAUAGUCCUGGGACCGCAUUAGUGUUACCUAGAGGGGGUGCAGAACUUGAUUUGAGCCGCAUGGUACAUGGACAACACUGGCAAAAGUGCCGAGAUUAGUGAGUCCCUCGAGCCUUUUCUGUUCCUCGCGCGUACUAAAAUCAACACUUGUAGACCUUAUUAACAAUAAUCUCAUU